AUGUUUUCGAAAUCAUUAAUUCGACAAUUUGCUUUAACGAUUCAUCGACGACAACUUCAUGAUAAAGCACAUCCACGAAUAUUAAUAACAGGUGGAUGUGGACAAUUAGGAGUACCAUUAGCUAAACGAUUACGACAAUUAUAUGGUACUGAAAAUGUUGUUCUAUCCGAUAUUGUUCGUCCUUCAGAUGAGUUACUUCGACAAGGAACAUAUCGAUAUGCUGAUGUUAUGGAUAUUAAACAAAUACAAGAACUCUUAGUUAAUAAUCAAAUUGAUUGGCUUAUUCAUCUCAGUGCUUUAUUGAGUGCUGUUGGUGAAAGAGAUGUUCCAUUAGCAAUGAAAUUAAAUAUUGAGGGUACUCAUAAUAUUCUUGAAUUAGCACGAAAAUAUAAAUGUAGAUUAUUUAUUCCAAGUACCAUUGGUGCAUUCGGACCUGAAUCUCCACGAAAUCCAACACCCGAUUUUUGUAUUCAACGUCCUCGAACAAUUUAUGGUGUUUCGAAAGUACAUGCAGAAUUAUUAGGCGAAUAUUUUUUUCAUCGAUAUGGUGUCGAUUUUCGAUGUUUACGUUUUCCAGGUAUUAUAUCAGCUGAUACAAAACCCGGUGGUGGUACAACAGAUUAUGCUAUUGAAAUAUUUCAUGAAGCUUUAAAAGCUGGUUCAUAUAAAUGUUAUUUACGUGGUAAUACACGUUUACCAAUGAUGUGGAUUGAUGAUUGUAUUCAAUCCAUUGUUGAUAUAAUGGAAGCACCAGAUAGUAAAUUAAAACAACGAACAUAUAAUGUUUCUGCAAUGAGUUUUACACCAGAUGAAUUAACAAAAGCUAUACAAAAAUAUAAACCGAAUUUUAAAAUUUCAUAUCAACCUGAUGAUCGUCAAAAAAUUGCUGAUUCAUGGCCAGAAGUUUUUGAUGAUCAUAAUGCUCGUGAACAUUGGAAAUGGAAUCCCAAAGUUGAUCUUGAUGGACUUGUUCAACGAAUGUUUGAAUAUUUAGAAAAACAUAAAAACUUUUGA
This is a messenger RNA of Adineta steineri, 1014 nucleotides long. The record is from the annotation of a GenBank genome assembly. Lineage: Eukaryota; Metazoa; Rotifera; Eurotatoria; Adinetida; Adinetidae.